This is a messenger RNA of Penaeus vannamei (Pacific white shrimp), 501 nucleotides long. The record is from RefSeq and is a predicted model, not a curated record. NCBI's taxonomy places the organism in Eukaryota, Metazoa, Arthropoda, Malacostraca, Decapoda, Penaeidae.
AUGAAGAGCACUGGGAUUCAGUAUGAAUUUUUUAGAGACUGGGAUCAUGUUCGUCCAGCUGCCCUCAUUCCUGUGGUGGAGAUACGCCAACCCGUUGCUGCAAGCACACCCACAAGCAUCGCUCAGCUAAUGACUGGUGCCUGUCCGAAGACUGCUGCCAUACCUAUGGGCCCAGCUAGUGGGGCCUUCACUCCCUACACGGCCUCAACCUCCCCAAGGGGCAGUACCCCAGACUUGGCUCAGGUGGCACCUGCCGACAAGCAGUCUUUUAUGUGCCCCGUGUGUGGGAAACAGUUUGGGCAGCCCUACAACCUCCGCCGCCACCUGACCACCCACACGGGAGAGAGACCUUACCGUUGUCCCCACUGUAACUAUGCUGCCUCUCAGAAUGUCCACCUGGAGAAGCACAUCCGACGCAUACACUUGAAUAAUGGCCAGAAUGAACACCCAACUGGGCCAGCCGUCACUUGGCCCCUGCAAGCCACAGCUGUAACUCCUUAA